Molecule: messenger RNA, 1314 nt
Organism: Kogia breviceps (pygmy sperm whale)
Lineage: Eukaryota; Metazoa; Chordata; Mammalia; Artiodactyla; Physeteridae
Product: histone H2A type 2-B
Biological process (GO): heterochromatin formation
Cellular component (GO): chromatin; nucleosome
Molecular function (GO): structural constituent of chromatin; protein heterodimerization activity; DNA binding
Source: RefSeq, a predicted model, not a curated record
AAAGGAACAGAAGCAGGAUGAGGAAAGACGAAGGGCGACAUUUUGAAAGCCAAGGGAAAGCCGCCUUCAGGUUCAAGGCGGUUUUGGACGCCGCCGGGAGGUAAAGAGGAAGAUGAUUAAUUCUAUGCUAGCCCUCGCUCAAACUGGAGUCCGAGGAGCUGAGGCGGGUGACAUGGGGCUAAGCCACACCGCAGGAAACGAGUAAAUUGAAAGGGGGAGGCCUUAGUAGUAGUAUAUUCUUCAAGGAAGUUUAGCUUUGACGAGCCAGAAAGGGAGGGACGUGGAGGGUAAUUUAGGGCUCAAGGGGGUAAUCAGCUUUAGAAUUCGGUACCCUUGAGUGGGUGUAACUCUGCAUCUGCCGGAGGCUCUCCGCAGUCCUUUUGGGUCCUUCUUGGAAUUCCCUUUGGUGAAAAAAACCCUACCACUCUUAAGCUGGAAAAAAAUUGCCACUCAAUAAAAAACAAAACAGCGUGUUGUUUGAAAGCCUUCGCUUUAAAAAUCCUGGCAUGCAAAUAAGGGGCUUUAAUGUGGCUCACAGCGAUUGGUAGGUACUUACCAAGGCCGUCAUUUCCUCGUAGUACAAGAUGCAAACGAAGAGUCUGCUUUCCGCUUUCCUAUUGGCUGUUCGAUUGGACUCAGCUUUUAGCCAAUCAAACCACUUCGCUUCACCCCUCCCGGUAGCUCUUAUAAAUUACACCAAAUUGGUUAUCCUUGCCACAUCCUUCUCUUUGAAAAAGAAGCCGUAACUGCAUUUUUAGUCGUAAUGUCAGGACGCGGAAAGCAGGGAGGCAAAGCUCGGGCCAAGGCCAAGUCGCGCUCAUCCCGCGCUGGCCUUCAGUUCCCCGUGGGGCGAGUGCACCGCCUGCUGCGCAAAGGCAACUACGCCGAGCGAGUGGGGGCCGGCGCGCCAGUGUACCUGGCGGCCGUGCUGGAGUACCUGACAGCGGAAAUCCUGGAGCUGGCCGGCAAUGCGGCCCGAGACAAUAAGAAGACACGCAUCAUCCCUCGCCAUUUGCAACUAGCCGUGAGAAAUGAUGAGGAGCUCAACAAGUUACUCGGGGGUGUCACAAUUGCCCAGGGCGGCGUCUUGCCCAAUAUCCAGGCAGUCUUGUUGCCCAAGAAAACGGAGAGUCACAAGCCUGGCAAGAAUAAGUAAUUAGGAAGCUUGACACCAACCCCGCUCACCCCAAAGGCUCUUUUAAGAGCCACCAAAGUGUCGAAUGAAGGGCUGAUCACGAAACAGCGCAUUAGCUCUUUUUUUGAAAACUUGGGUGGCUCUAAAAAGAGCCUUUGGUCUUUGGUUUACUUUGUCUG